Molecule: messenger RNA, 2821 nt
Organism: Lucilia sericata (common green bottle fly)
Lineage: Eukaryota; Metazoa; Arthropoda; Insecta; Diptera; Calliphoridae
Gene: crp
Exons: 3
Coding region: 870-2774 (634 amino acids)
Biological process (GO): regulation of transcription by RNA polymerase II
Cellular component (GO): nucleus
Molecular function (GO): protein dimerization activity; DNA-binding transcription factor activity, RNA polymerase II-specific; RNA polymerase II cis-regulatory region sequence-specific DNA binding
Source: RefSeq, a predicted model, not a curated record
UUCUUGAGUUUCGUUUGAGGCGGUUGUGUGGAAGCGGAUAAAAAUUUUAUUUUGCAUUUUUAUUUGCUGAAAAAAGUGAAAAAUAUUCUUUAAAGAAAUAAAAAAUGAAUAUGAAAACAAAUAAAUAAAAAAAAUUUGGUGAAAAAACUGAAAAAUUAAUAAAAAAAAACAAUUUGAAAAAUAAAAAAAAAACAAUAAUUUUCAAACAAUAAAAAUUGCCGCUAAAUUGUGUAAGAAAGAAAAAAAACAGCUGAAAAAAUAUCUAUUAUAUACACACACAAAAGAAAGAAGAAUAGAGAAGGAAAUAGAAAAAAUACAAACAAGGCGAAUAACCAGCUGUUAAAGUGGAAAAAAGAAAAGGCAAAAACAGCAGCUCAUUUGUUUUUGGAAGAAAAAUAAAACAAAACAGAGCAAAUAACAAGAAAAAAAACAGACGUAAACAAGUGAGAGUGUAUAAGUGAGCGUCACUUUUUGGUGUUGCAAAGAGUAAAUUAUAAAAAAAGAAAACGAAAAAUAAACGUCAUUUUGGUAUACGUCUCAUGAAAAGACGAAAAAAAAAGAAUUUAUAUGAAAAAGUGAAAAACAACAAAACAGAAAAAAUAUUACAAAAUAUAAAAUUUUAUUAAAAAAUAUAAAAGAAGGAAAUAGCAAAGAAUUUAUAAAAAAAUCAAUAGCAGUGAUACAUACAGAAAAAUUAAUAACCUAAAUGUUAUUUUUAAACUCAUAAACAAAACCAUAAAACCAAUUAAAAAACCAGAAAUAUUUAAAAAAAAACACGUGGUUUUCUUAUAUUCUAUAAAAAAGUAUUGAAAAUCUGAAAGAAGUGUAAUUUAAUUAAAAAAAUAAACUAUAAUAAUAAUAAAUAAAAUAUGUCUUCGAACGUUCCUAUUAAAACGGAGGAAGUGAUUUUGGAAAAUGUUGAAUAUCAAAGUACCGAAGAAUUGGAAGAAGAAUUACAAUUACAACUAGAUGACUCUGGAGGAGAAUCCUAUAUAAUACCGGGCGACGGUCAAGCAUACGAAGAAACACACACAACUAUUAAAUCACGUCAACGUCUUAACAGCAAUUCAAUGUCAUCGACAACCGGAGGAGGUAAUAGUAUGAGUGGUACAAAAUUAGCAUGCGGUACACUGCCACCGCCACCGCCCAUUAACAAGACCACAAUUGAAAAUGAAAAACGUAUGCGACGUGAAAUCGCUAACAGUAACGAACGGAGACGUAUGCAAAGUAUUAAUGCCGGUUUUCAAAAUUUACGUUUAUUACUACCACGUCAUGAAGGUGAAAAAUUGAGUAAGGCCGCCAUACUACAGCAAACAUCGCAGUACAUCUGUGAAUUGGAAAAUCAAAAAACACAACUAUUGGCACAAAAUAGCCAACUGAAACGUCAACUGGGGCAACAUGAAGCUGGCAGCGGUGGAGGUGGCGGAAGUAGUAGUAGCACAAAUCCAGAUGCCGGCAAUAAUGGUGAAAAUGUUACAGGUGUAGCCGUUAAGAAGCGCAAACUAACCGAUAAUGUAGCCAAUGUUCAAACCAUAAGUGAUUCCUCGGAUGAGGGUCUUGGAUCAAUGUCUCCAGAACCAAUGACUUUAUUAAAUGCUGCUGGAGGUACGGUGGCAGUAAAUACCAAGGCUCAAAUACUAUUACAACAGAACACAAAAGAAAUGGUCGAAUUGAAGGAGCAGCUGUAUAAGGAAAGACGUUUACGUACCAUGUUGGAGGAGGAAUUACAAAUGAUCAAACGCCAAUUGUAUUCAGUAGCAACAGCACCCCAACCCUCCGCGGUAGAGGCCGAUGAGACGGAUGGCACCACCACAACCACUUACAUUCCCCGUGAAGUAAUCGAACACACUGGUAAUUUGCUGCGUGAAGAUUGCGAAGAGUUUUCCUAUGUAGAAAUUGAUGAAUUAACGGGCCAGCAGCAGGUGGUGGUUUGCUCUACUAUUGAGGAAUUGGAUAGUGAAGCAGCCGCCGCAGCAGCCGAAAUCAUAACCGAAGAUAAUGUGCACGAAGAAGUGGUAUUGUCCUCCAGCUCUACCGAAUCGGAGCAAGAGGUAGCUGUGAAUGCUAUAGCAAAAGCCUAUGCCGAGGGCAACUCUCCUACACCCGCCAUGUUACAACCCAUCUUGCAGGCAGCUAUUAAGGCCACACCAAAAGUUGAGGUGGAACGUAUAACGGAUGCCACUUUAAAAAAGGUAAAAACUGAGAAAAUCGAACAAACGAGUGGUCUAACACGUUCACGACAAAAUCUCGAAACAAUAGUGGAAGCCAUACGCCAUCUAGAGGGCGAUCAUUUGUUCACCGACAGCAAUGGUGAACAGCACAAGGUGUUGGUACAAACCCAAGCGGUAAGAGCAAUAGGCCAAGAUGCCCCACUCGCUUUGACCAACAAACAACAUGUGGUGGCACAACGUAAAACAUUAGCGGAAUUACGACCCUUCCUACAGCUUAAGGGAGGCAGUAAACAGGUCACUAUUGUGGGUGGUGGAGGCACGGCCAUGACCCUAACGAAGGCCGGUGCUGCGGUCAUACAAAAAGAUAUUUCAAAGUCAGUAGCAGCUGGUAGUUCAAGUGGUGGGGCCACCGUAACUUCGGUUGUUUCUCAAAAUGUUACACCCACCGCCAUUUUUAAGGUUCAAACAAAUGCCGCUGGCGGCAGUACAACAAUAACAAAAGUUGGCACUACAACAGCGGGAUCACCGGCUAAUGUUACCAUUAGUACUACGGCGGUAAAGCAGUGUCGUCCGGGUGUUAUUGUGGCCAAACAACUGUCUUGAUUUCGCGGCCUCCCAAUAAACCAGCAGCAGCAGCAACAACAACAAUU